Molecule: messenger RNA, 1950 nt
Organism: Phragmites australis (common reed)
Lineage: Eukaryota; Viridiplantae; Streptophyta; Magnoliopsida; Poales; Poaceae
Product: remorin 4.2-like
Exons: 6
Coding region: 357-1625 (422 amino acids)
Source: RefSeq, a predicted model, not a curated record
GUCGAAUGAAAAUUUCCGGCACUCUGCCGUGUAGAAAUGAUCAGGCUGCUGAUUUCUGUUAUUUGCUGACCUGAGAGCUGCUGUUGAAUGCAAGGCGGCAGUACGUCAUAUUACGUUGCCGUGUGUGACAGCGGCGACAAAGUAGGGCCCACCUGUCAGCGAAGAGCAUCACAUACCCUGGCCCAACAGCCGGACGGCCCACCCAGGAAGCCUACCAUGUAAACGCCGCACAGAUCCUGCGGCACGACACCCUCCACCACCGUCUCUCGUCCAAACGCACGCGCGCGCGCGCUUUGCAACUAACCAAGGGGAGGGUCAAGAAGAGGAGAAAAACAGCAGUGCAAGAAGCCAAGAAAAUGGCCGCCGGCCCCGUCCCGGACGGCGUCUCCUCCUGCGGCAGCACCAACAUGCGCCGCGCCGACCAGUUCCCCCCGCUCCUGUUCCCGCUCCCCUGCAUCGGCGAGCCCGCCGCCGCCUCCCGCGUCUCGCCGGGAUCCUCCCCGGCCCACUCCGAGGCCUCCGGGGGCGCCGCGUGCUACGCCGCAGACGCCGAGCCGGAGCCCGACGCCUCCGCGGGGAGGAGCACGCAGAUGCUGCUCGCGAUGGCCGCCAUGGGAGGACGCGGUGGGCACUACGGCCGCCGCCCGGUCUCGUCAUACGGCAGCUGCGCCGCGUGGAGCGCCGGGUCGCUCACCCACCACCGCCCGGCCUCUCCGUCCCCGAUUUGCAGCCCAGUAAGCAGCCGCGGCGGCGGUGGCGACCGCGAGCCCCACGGCGGUGAUGACGCCUCCUCGUUCGUCACGCCACGGCUGGAAGAAGAGCAAGGGAGGCUGCCAACCAGAGCAGAUUUCAUGAAGCCUUCUGCUACACCGCGAAACAUCAGACUACAGACACCCAGGCACCCUUCGCUGCUGGAUAGGAGAGUUGAGGGAACCAAUGAAGUGCCUCCAAGAUUCAUCCACAGAGCAACGCCUGCUAGCUUGAUGCGCCGAGCUCGCUCCUCACAUAAUUACCAUCAACGCAUGGGGGCAAUAGAUGCUAUCAAUGAAUGGAGAUUGCCCAAAGUCAGUGAAGAGGAAGAUGAGGCAGGGGAUCAGAAGGACUGGCAGACUGAUACCGUAUCAUCUCGUAUAUCCUCAGCUCGUGAUUGGAACUUUGAGUCUGAUGGUGCCUUUGAGGGUAGCAAUCAUAGUGGUAGUGCAUUUGACCAUUCAGAUGGUGAGAAUUGUCCAGUUGCAGUGCAAAGGAUGGAAAGACGGCUCCCGAGCUCUGUGUUAAAACCUCAAGGCAAUUUUGUCCAUGCCAAAUUGGUUGCCUGGAAAGAUGCACAGGUUGCGAAGCUCAUUGAAAAGCUGAAAAGGAAAGAAGCUGAUAUUGAUGAUUGGCAGAAGAAUAAGAUUGCAAAGGCCAGGCAGAAAAUGAGACAAACUGAGGUGAAGUUGGAGAAGAAGAGAGCGCAAGCAGGAGAGAAGAUGCAAAAGGCGAUAAAACAUGCACAAAGGAAAGCUGAUAAGAAGAAAGUCAAGGAGCAGGCAGCCACUGCCAAUCAGAUAGCUGGUGUUGAGAGAGCAUUGGUGAAGAUGUCAAGGACAGGAAAGCUCCCCUGGUCACUGGCUUUUCUGUGAUCCAGCUCUUCAUUUCUGCUAGUCCUACAGAAGCUGAUUUGCCCAACCGUGAAAGUAAUUGGUGAUGCCAGCAUGGCAAGAGUAAUAUGAGUGAAUCAAUUGCCAAAUACUUGAAAUCAGUAUAUAACGUAUCCGUAAAAAGAAGAGAGGAUAUACUAGUGGUUGGCCAUUCUUGAUGAUGGAAGUUUUAGGUCAUGCAACACUUUAGCAUUUGAACUCUGUUUUUGAACAUGACAUGAACAACUGGGGAUGAAUUGUAGUACUUUCCCUUAUGUUGACCGAUCACUGUUCUGGGAAAUAACAUCCUCUCUGUUUCAUUGAAAUA